AUGUCCUAUAAAUCCUCCGCGACCACCGCCGUGUCUGCUCCCGGCAAGGUCUUACUUACUGGCGGGUACCUCGUUCUAGAUAGAAACUACACAGGCACCGUGUUCGCUCUCAACGCCCGGAUCCACGUUGUCGUGCAACAGCUCCGAAAGGGCCACCGAAGAGGGCAAUCUUCCGAAGCCGAGGUGGAAAAUGGGAACAUUGAUACUGGGAAGGAUGGUGAAGACUUGAUUGUGGUUCGCUCGCCCCAAUUCGUGGGUGCUGUGUGGGAAUACGGUAUUCAACGCCGUGAAAAUGGCGGGGGGAUUAAGGUCGUACAAAAGAAUGAUGGACGAGGCAAUCCUUUUGUUGAAACCUCCUUGAAUUACGCCUUGACUUACAUCAGCUAUGUGGCCGACUCGAAGGACUUUGGCUCCCUAUCCAUCACGAUCCUCGCCGACAACGACUAUUAUUCCGAGACGGCCUUUUCAAGAGCCGGGGAUCGUAACACUGGGGGAUUUGUGAACUUUGGGGUCCCGCUCCACGAGGCGCAUAAGACCGGCCUUGGUUCUUCUGCGGCCUUGGUUACUUCUCUGGUAUCUGCCCUGGUAAUCCACCGCACCAUGCAGCCUGACGAUAUCGGUGCGGCUCGUGAUAAGUUGCAUAAUCUGGCGCAGGCCGCUCAUUGUGCAGCCCAAGGAAAGGUUGGAUCUGGAUUCGACGUUGCCGCUGCUGUCUACGGUUCCUGCCUCUAUCGCAGAUUCUCGCCCUCUAUUCUGGAAUCCAUCGGUGAUGCGGGUCGUCCUGGAUUCGACGAGAGGCUAUUCAAUGUUGUAGAGGACGCCGAUCCAGAACAUCCCUGGGACACAGAGUGCUUGGACUUUGGCAUGACCCUUCCCCGCGGGAUGCAAAUGGUUCUUUGUGAUGUCGAGUGUGGUUCCCAAACUCCGUCUAUGGUGAAAAAAGUGCUGGAGUGGCGGAAACAAAACCAGCAAGAGGCCGACCUUCUUUGGAACGCUCUCCAGUCGAACAACGAACGGCUAUGUCUCGAACUUAAACAGCUGUCACAGAACCCGGAAAAGGGCUUUGAUGACGUCCGUAGUUUGAUCGAACGGUCCCGCAAUCAUAUUCGCAGCAUGACUACCAAAUCCGACGUUCCCAUUGAACCAAAGGUACAGACGGAGCUACUUGAUGCCAUUUCCGAGGUUGAGGGUGUCGUUGGCGGAGUCGUUCCUGGUGCAGGAGGCUACGAUGCUUUGGCGGUUAUAAUCCGAGACGAAGCAGAGGUCAUCGAUCGACUGAAGCAGCUCUUUGAGAACUGGGAGAGCAAGGUGGAGGACGAUUUCGGAGGGAAAGUCGGCCAGGUUCGUCUCCUUGGUGUACGCCACGGCUCUCUUGGCCUGGAGAACGAAUCACUGGAGCAAUAUCGCGUGUGGUUGUAG
Messenger RNA from Aspergillus puulaauensis, 1419 nucleotides. RefSeq names its product phosphomevalonate kinase (gene erg8). The transcript is spliced from 2 exons. The record is from RefSeq and is a predicted model, not a curated record. NCBI's taxonomy places the organism in Eukaryota, Fungi, Ascomycota, Eurotiomycetes, Eurotiales, Aspergillaceae. Gene Ontology annotation, cellular component: peroxisome. Gene Ontology annotation, biological process: isopentenyl diphosphate biosynthetic process, mevalonate pathway; ergosterol biosynthetic process. The coding region runs from base 1 to 1419 and encodes 472 amino acids. Gene Ontology annotation, molecular function: phosphomevalonate kinase activity; ATP binding.